UCCAAUUUCAAUCAACAAACAAACGAUAGUGACAUACUGCUAUGACUUUUACAACGUGCAACGCUUUAUGUAGUAUUUGUGUAAUUAUAAUAGGGUAAAUUUGUUUUUCUAAAUGCACAUGCGUUUUAAUUCAAGCAAACGCAAUAUGGUUCCAAAUCACUGGUGAUUCAAUAUGAAGAUGGCAAACACAUCACGGAAGGGACAAGUAUACAGUGUUGGCAAUUACCUUAUGACUGGUAAGGUAUUAGGUAAAGGACACUUCGCAAGAGUUGAGGAGGCAACGCACAGGAUUAUAGGAAAAAAGGUGGCUAUAAAAAUAAUUGAUCUUACCUGUAUAAAAGAAGAGUACGCCCGCCGCAACCUGCACAGAGAGCCGAGAGUUAUGGCCAAGUUGCGGCACCCGUGUAUCGCUGCCCUAUACGAAACUAUGAUGCACGGGCCGCGGCUGUACGUAGUGAUGGAGGCGGCGGGCGGAGGCGACCUGUGCGCACACGUGCUGGCGACACGCGGCGCAGCACGAGGCCUGCCGGAGGGCCGCGCGCGCGCCCUCGCCGCGCAGCUUGUCUCCGCCGUGCGCCACAUGCACUGUCGCGGCGUCGUGCACCGUGAUUUAAAAAUGGAGAACAUCAUGCUGGAUAGCACGAAGCAGUUCAUCAAAAUUGUAGAUUUUGGCCUUUCCAACGUGUGGAACAUCAGCGGGGCGCUCUGCACGCCGUGCGGCUCACUCGAGUACGCGGCACCCGAAUUGUUCGUCGACGGGCGACGUUACGGGCCCGAAGUCGAUCUCUGGAGCAUCGGUGUGAUAGUGUACGGCAUGGUGACGGGCAGCUUGCCGUUCGCGGACGCGGAGUCGGCGGAGGGGCGGUCGCGGCCGCAGCUGCGCGCCGCCAUCGCGCGCGGCUUCUCCCGCAAGCAGCGCGUCGCGCUCGCAUGCGUCUCCAGCGAAUGCAAGACGUUUAUCCAACACCUUCUAGAACCGAACGUGGAGCUCCGGCUGAAGAUUGAGGAAGCGGCGCGACAUCGCUGGAUACGCAAGCCCGGCAUGAGGAUGAAGACGCACCCCCUGGGCGCCACUGAACCCAAAAUUAACAGAGAGAUUUAUAACCAAGUGGCCGAGCUUUGCGGUCAGACCAAGGUGGACGUGAUAACUCAGAUAAAGGCGGACCCGUUCGGUCCCGUGGCGGGCAUCUACAACAUAAAGACGCACCUACACCUCAUGCACUCGGUGGCCGGCGCCGACAUGCUCUGGUCCACCAACACCGUGGAGGCCCGCCCUCUCUCCCCGCCAGAGUACAGGGUCAGGACCGACCUCGAAGCUUCCUCGAGCAGCAGAAGAUUCUUCGGACACUCCCCCCCUAGAGGCUCCAAGAGCCCGAUCAGAAGGACGACAACUAUGCCGCCGAAGCCGCCCGACAUCAAAAUCCAAACCGCACCUAAACCCGGCGCCGCGUUCACCAAGGCGUCGCCGACGACCACCAUCCCCAAGGACAUUUUGAGGCAAAGAAUAAUCGACAGAAGGGUCGAAAAGGCGAAAGCCAUCGAGGGCGCAAAGAAGAAUCCGGCCGAGCAGAGCCCGAAGGCGAGCAAUCAGACGGCGCCCGCUCACUUCAUAUCGAAUAAGAUAAUAGUGUACGACAGCGGCGACUGCACGAUGAACUCGCGGCUGCCCAGCAUCACGGAGCACUCCAGCACCGACGUGGCAGAGCGGGGCGGGGCGCGGGGAGGCGCGCGGGGCGGGGCGCACAAGCCGCCGGAGGAGCGCGCGCUGCGUCUCGGCGCCUGCCCCAACGCACUCGACUGUCGCCGGGCAGACUUCUACCGGCGCGCGGGAGAUGGCCUGCCCAGUUGGCGAGUGGGUGGUCCACUGGCGACGCCGCCCGCGCGCCUGCUCAUCCAGACCACCGCGACGGGCAUCAAGCGCGCUUCUCUAGGAAACAUCAUCAGUCCUCACUCGUCAACUAACAGCCAUUGCAAGAGCGAAAGGGCGAUGCCGGUGCCGUGGUUCUCGAGCAAGGCGACGCUGAGCAAGGAGACGACGCACACGCAGCGCAUCAGACGGACGGCGCCGAUCAAGUGACGCAGUGUCCCGGGCACGACUCUCGCGCGCCCGAAUAUUUUUGACGGCCAUAUUUUUUAAGCAUUUUUGUUUGUAAAAAAAUUCUUUUAUCGAGACCACCUCAUGUAAGUUUAAGCGAAUUAUAAUUUUUUUUUAUCUUACUGUACCGGCUACUAAAUACAGGUGGUUUUUUUAAACAAUCUUCUUUUCGACUUAUUGCCUUAUCUAUAUACUUUAUAUGUAAAAUGAAAAAAUAGAGCAAUUUUUACAAAUUGA
Molecule: messenger RNA, 2332 nt
Organism: Papilio xuthus (Asian swallowtail)
Lineage: Eukaryota; Metazoa; Arthropoda; Insecta; Lepidoptera; Papilionidae
Product: MAP/microtubule affinity-regulating kinase 4
Exons: 11
Coding region: 173-2077 (634 amino acids)
Biological process (GO): protein phosphorylation; intracellular signal transduction
Cellular component (GO): cytoplasm
Molecular function (GO): protein serine/threonine kinase activity; ATP binding
Source: RefSeq, a predicted model, not a curated record